AUGCCAGUUCUUACUAUUCUGAGCAGUAACAGGACAUUUGUUGUGUACACGGACUCGUCAUUAGCAGGUUUGGGAGGUGUUCUUAUGCAGACUCAGAAGAACUACCCCACUCAUGAUUUAGAGUUAGCAGUGGUUGUAUUCGCGCUGAAGGCGUGGAGACACUACUUAUAUGGAGUACAAUUCGAGCUUUUCACAGACCAUCAGAGUUUGAAGUACCUUUUCUCCCAGAAGGAAUUUAAUCAGAGGCAGCGGCGAUGGAUUGAGUUCAUCAAGGACUAUGAGUUCACGAUUCACCAGUUCGACUUUAGGCUAGAGUUUGGCGGGACCAGCGUAUAUUUAGGAGCUAUAUCAGUGCAGCCAUCUUGGAGGGACAAAGUAGUCAGAGCUCCGUUAGAGGACUCUUGGAUUAAAAUCUGGAAGGAGAAGAUUUCCAAAGAGCCCAUGGAUGAUUGGACCAUCGGAGCAGAUGGAGGCCUUCGAAUGAAGGGUCGAUUAGUUAUGCCAGCUAGUGUGGAGCUGAAGAAGUUGUUUGAUGAAGCACAUCGUACCCGAUAUACAAUGCAUCUAGGAACCACCAAGAUAGAGGACAAGAUGCUUAGAAAUAAAGUGAUUCCUUUGGUGAAAGUCCAAUGGAACUGGAGAGGAUCUGAGGAGAUUUCUUGGGAGAGUGAGGAGGAUAUGCUUCGUGACUACCCACACCUGUUUGAGCAGGCAGUAGCUCAGAGUUUCGGAGAGCCGCAGGAUGACAUACUUCCAGCAUAG
This is a messenger RNA of Asparagus officinalis (garden asparagus), 762 nucleotides long. RefSeq lists its product as uncharacterized. The transcript has 5 exons. The coding region runs from base 1 to 762 and encodes 253 amino acids. The record is from RefSeq and is a predicted model, not a curated record. Lineage: Eukaryota; Viridiplantae; Streptophyta; Magnoliopsida; Asparagales; Asparagaceae.